UAUCCGUCCCCGCUCCGAAAGUCGCUUCCCCGCCUCCCUGCCGGAGCCCGAGCGGCGGCGGGGCUCGGAGAGGCUGAGGAAGUGCGGGGUGAAAAAGAAAGAGAAACAGGCGGGCAGGGCUCGCCCGGCCGCGGCGGAGCGGCCAUCUCGGCUGGGAGCGGGGCCGCAUCCAUGGAGUUACCGGGCGGGCGCUCCUAAAGGAGGGCCCCGGCGGCGCGGCCCCGGCAAUGACACCGGAUUGAGGCGGCGAGGGGGGCUCUCCCGGCCGGGGACUGCGGGAGCAUCCCCCGCCCCCCGCCUCCUCCCCGCCCGUAACCCGAGAGACCGGCUCAACUCUUGGAGGACACUCUCCUGGCAAAGAUGGAAGAGAAACGACGCAAGUACUCGAUCAGCAGUGAUAACUCAGACACCACUGACAGUCACACAACCUCCGCCUCCAGAUGCUCCAAGAUUCCAAAUACCAAAUCCCCCUGGUCACGGCAGAAGGAGAAGAAACCCUCUGAGGUUUUCCGUACGGAUCUGAUAACAGCCAUGAAGAUCCCUGACUCCUUCCAGCUGAGCCCCGAUGAGUACUACGUCCUGGCCGAUCCCUGGAGGCAGGAGUGGGAGAAGGGUGUCCAGGUGCCAGCAAGUGCUGAGGCCAUUCCUGAGCCUGUGGUCAGGAUCAUACCCCAGCUGGAGAGCUCACCUUCACAGGUUUCACCGAGCAGCCUGCCUGGCUCUGAGAUUUCAGAAGCUACGAGGACUUACCUGCAAGGAAUGAGCCGCUAUGACCUGGAUGAGCUAGAUGCUUGCUGGUUGGAACUUGUUAAUAUGGAGCUCAAGGAGAUGGAAAAGCCUGAGCUGGAUGAGAUCACCCUGGAGCGAGUGCUGGAGGAGCUGGAGACCAUGUGCUAUGAGAACAUGAACAUCGCCAUCGAAACAGAGGAGGGUUUGGGCAUCGAGUACGACGAGGACGUGGUGUGCGACGUGUGCCGCUCGCCAGAGGGGGAGGAUGGCAACGAGAUGGUGUUUUGUGACAAGUGCAACGUCUGCGUGCACCAGGCGUGCUACGGCAUCCUGAAGGUGCCCAUCGGGAGCUGGCUGUGCCGGACCUGUGCCCUUGGGGUUCAGCCAAAGUGUCUACUGUGCCCGAAGAGGGGGGGAGCACUGAAGCCCACCCGGAGCGGGACGAAAUGGGUCCACGUUAGCUGUGCCUUAUGGAUACCUGAAGUUAGCAUUGGAUGUCCUGAAAAAAUGGAACCCAUUACGAAGAUCUCUCAUAUCCCAGCAAGCAGAUGGGCUUUGUCCUGCAGCCUUUGCAAGGAGUGCACUGGGACUUGUAUUCAGUGCUCCAUGCCCGCCUGUGUCACCGCGUUCCACGUCACCUGCGCCUUCGACCACAACCUGGACAUGCGGACUAUCCUAGCAGACAACGACGAAGUGAAGUUCAAGUCCUUCUGCCUUGAGCACAGCACCGGUGCCACUAAGCUGCCCGAGGAGGCACGGACAGAGCCUGACCAAGCCCAGCUGGACUUGGAGAAGGUCACGCUGCGGAAGCAGAAGCUCCAGCAGCUGGAGGAGGACUUCUAUGAACUCGUGAAGCCUUCAGAGGUGGCAGAGAACCUGGACUUGAGCGAGUCGCUGGUGGAUUUUGUCUACCAGUACUGGAAGCUGAAGAGGAAAGCAAACUCCAACAAACCGCUGCUGACACCAAAAACAGAUGAAGUGGACAACUUGGCCCAGCAGGAACAGGACGUUCUCUACCGACGCCUAAAGCUCUUCAUGCACCUCAGGCAAGACCUGGAGAGGGUUAGAAAUCUCUGUUACAUGGUGACGAGACGGGAGAAAAUGAAGCACACCAUUUGUAAACUGCAGGAGCAGAUCUUCCAUCUCCAGAUGAAGCUUAUUGAGAAAGAUCUUUACCCAGGCUUAUCAACCUCCUUCCCCAUCGACGGGACCUUCUUCAACAGCUGGCUGGCGCAGUCGGUCCAGAUCACUGCUGAGAACAUGGCCAUGAGCGAGUGGUCCCUCAACAACGCUCACCACGAGGACAGCACCCCUGGCCUCUCCGAGGAGCUCCUGCAGGACGAGGAGACCUUGCUGAGCUUCAUGAUGGACCAUUCCCUGCGGUCCCCGUUCAAGCAGAGCGAGGCCACAAAGAAAGUGAAAAGCAAAACAAGAACGAACACUAAGAAAAAGCUGCCCCGGAGCAGCCCCCCGGCUCUGGGUGGGAGCCACCCGGAGAGCUCGGAGCUAUGGACUAACAGCACCGGUGACUUGUCGGAUGAUGCCACCAAGCCCUUCGCUUCGGAUUCCAGACCGAGCAAGUCAGAGAAAGGGGCUGUGAAGCUUCCCACCGACCGCAAAGGGACGGGCGAGGUGAAAAAGGCGGCCAAGAAGGGCUCUCUCCCGAAAGCCAGUGAGCCUCAUCCUGGGGCGCGGGGCUGCGUGAGCAAGGAGGAGGAGGAGGAUGAGGAUGAGGAGCCGCCGCGCUGCGCUCAGCCGGAGCCCAGCCCCGCGCCCAAAGUGCCUGACUCCGUAGGUAGCCCCAAAACCGUCGUGCGGUUUAAAUUACCAAAGGAGAGCCGAGGGCCGAGGCGGUCGCAGCCCCCCAAGCCCGACGGCGCCGGCGGAGCUCCCUUGCGUCACUUCGACACCGAGACGGACGGCUACUUCUCCGACGCCGAGAUGAGCGACUCGGAUGUGGAGCCCCGCAGGGCGCAGCGGGGCCAGCUGGAUGCGGCCGGCGAGGACAUCGUCAGGAUGAGCAUCCUGGCGUCCUAACUCCUCCCCGGCACGGCUCGCGCGAGGCCUCACACCCAGUUCCAACUGCCAUGUCCAAUUCCUGCCUGGGAUCAUAGCGGGGGGGGGUUUUUACUAUGUGUAUAUAGUUGGAAAUUCGGCACUGUUGUCUUUCUCUUCUCUGUACGCCUGAGAUACAGCUUCAGCUUCACCGACAUCGAUGACCAUGACAGUGGUGGUCCCUCCCCGGCUCCCUGCCAGACCCCGCUUCCCAGGAAUGCGAGCCGGCACCCAGCAGGACCCAUUAGGGUGCCAAGGGCGGAGGGUGCUGGUACCCAUGCUCUCUGCAGGGAUGGCAGUGUAAUUAAUGGGCAUUAUUUAAUGAGGGGCAGAUUCCUGCCCGGGAUGGUUGCCCCCGGAGCAGGGAGCGAGCAGAGGGUAUGGUAGUGGCUAGCUGCGGGAGGGGAUGUACCCACUUGGGUACGUGUAGAUGAGGAAGUAAAUAAGUGAUGCUAAAAUAAAUACUGACUAAAGCACAAAAGCUUGUUGGAGGGAAGCCCGUGGGGUGGAAGAUGGCAAUGUUAGUUUCUGGUUUUAGGGAAAAUCCCCUUCAUCGUGAUUUUUCCCGUCCUUUUUCCAUCUGGUCGGGAUCCGUCCAGGAGCCAGGAUGUGAAAUUUCUCCUUACCCCUGCCCCAUGGGUCGACCCCCUUGAGGUCACUGUUAAAACCGAUGCGAUUGACUCAGGUGAAUGGAUAUACUGAGAGUAAUGGGAAAUGGAAUGUGGGGCAGGAUGAAGGAGAAAAGCAUCCUCUCUAAACACCAUGGGAAGCUGGGGUUAACCUGCGAGGCUGAGCAAAGUUUUCCUGCCCAUGCUUCUCUCCAAUGGCUGCCGUGGUCCCACUGACAUUUGAAACCCCCUUUGCACAAUGGAACACUCGGCCCCGAGGCCGAACAGACCAUCACCGAGGGGAAAUGGAAACACUCGCCUUCACCAGUUUGUUUUCCUACUAAACCCUACAAUGGAAACGGUGAAUUGAUUCCUCCCUAUCCCUUUCUUUGUUAUUUAAUUCCUUCAAUCCUGGGUACAAGCUGUUGACUCGUUGUGGGAGAGUGAUUCACAGAAGCUGACAUUAUAAAUAGUACAAUAAUUUAAUGCAUAAAACGUCCCCAAUAAGCCUUAAAUGUUGUUUAAAAGCCCCUGGUUACCUACAAGUCAGGCGAAUUUCCAUGUUUGCACUUAAUUGCACCAUUACUUCGGUUUUGGCUUCAAAGGUCACAGUUAAAGUCGUGCUACGUGUUUUAUUGGAGUGACCCCAGUGUGAGCUCAGGGAACAAAAAGAAAAACACACACAAAAAAAAACACAAAAAAAGGAAAAAAAAAAAGGAAUUCACUGAAACUUUUGUUGUUGUUGUUUUUUAAAAAUAAAAAAGUAUUUAAAAAAAGAAGAAAAAAAAGAAAAAAAAAAGAAACCAGAUAACCCAAAACCUGGGACACUUCCGCAACCAGUUCAACCCAUCACAAAACAAGCAACCCUGCAAUUGUCAGACCAAUCCGUCAACCAGUUUUGUGGAUGCCAAAGAAUCUUUUGACAGUCAAACAGCACAGCCAGAACCCGGAAACUUGUCACAAUAGGAAAUAAUACCAAUUGGAAGUUCAAUUUAACAACAAAGGACUAAAGACACACUCAUAACACACUGCUGCGGCGUUAGGUUCCAAGCUUGCUCCGAGGGAUGCUGCUGCUCCGAGACCGCAUCCUGCCGUUUUGGUUUCCAGUGCUUUUUGCUCAUUUCACUGUGAGCUUUCUGUUUUGAAACUCUGAGACUCCUUCAAUUGACGUUUUAGGGUAGAUCAUCUGUUACCAGCCUUCCAAAGUCCUGAUUAGUGAUUAAAUUGCAGCAGAGAUAAGCGAUGACAGCCUAGCUCAUCCCAGGCAUGGCAAAGGGGCUUGGGCUUCAGGUCGGAUACUUGCACCCAGCCCUGGCUAAGCCCAACACUAUCCUGGCUGAGACUGACCAUGCCUGGGAAGGAAUCUUCCUCAGAUGGGAAAAAUGGGACACAAGUUAUUAGUGGGGGGGGAAGAAAAGGGAAAAAAAUCAUCAGAAAAUCAACAAAAUGGGAACCACCUUUGUUAUAAAUUAGCAUAAUCCAUUGAGGUUGGGAAUGAAAAUCUCAGUAAUUAAGGCUCAGUAUGUUCGGAUAAUGUUAAAUACAGUAAAUAGGACUUAGUUUAUCUUAUCAGGCUUGCUAGCUUUAGCUACAGUAUCCUAGUAUAAGAGUCAUAACAAUAAUCAAUAUGCUGCCUUUUAAUGAAUCUUGCUUCCGUGUGCUUCACUCAAUUAUGGUUAAAUCAGAAAAAGCAAUCCACAAGUUUCACUGUACACAGCUCCAUUCAUCAGCUUCUGCACUACUUGUCUUCUCAGUACAGGAAAGCAAAGAGGGGGAGACUUUAAAGAACAACCAACCCAGCGCCACCAGCACCAGACAAUAAACCAGCUGCAAACACCCCCGAAAUACCAGGCACUGUAUUUUGCCAUUGGGAGAUGGUGUUUAGGUAGGGAAAGGUUAAGGGAGCUGGUGGGGCAUGUCCAACCUGGGGAGAAGAACGGGUUAAGGGGGAUGGAGAGGAGAAAAGGGGCUCUUGUGAGCCACAGGCUGGGUGAGGACUGGACCACUCUGGUGCAUCCCCUGCCCAGAGCAUCCUCACCACCGCCUUGGAACAGGGUAACCUGGCGUUUCCAAGAGAAAAUGCACAAGGAAAAUAUUUUUGAUGUACUGUAAAUGUAUUUUGAAAUGAAUAGAAAAAAAAAUAAUUACUAUAAAAGGGUUUAUUUUAGUAGAGAAAUAUUGUCUUUUAAGAUGUAUAAACUACAGGAAUUGACAUUUGCACUGUAAGAGCACCCGUUUCCUUGGAGAGGCAGCAGCCGCUGAGAUGAGGAUGCAAAGAGCAUCAUGCCCUCAUCAUGGAGCACAGCCCCAACGUCAACCCCAGCCCUGAUGGUGGUGGGAGUUCCCUGAGGACAGCUCCCAUUCCACACACCCAUUUUCCCCAUUCCCAUUUUUUAGUUCCUUCUAACUUUUUUUGCUUUUGCACCUAUUUCCCUGGGGCUGGGUGCCUGCUGUCCGUGGAGCUCAUCCCAAGGCGGGUGCAGAACGGAGCCGGGAGGCGAGAGCAGGAUGUGGGAGGAUGCUGCUGCAGGACAGGGCAGGAGGUUUGGUUGUUCUUUAAGGAGCUCACCCCGCAGUUUGCACCAUUCCACAUACAAACAGACCGACUUCACAUCAGUUACAGGAAACGAUAUGAAUGUCGCAGGAGGAGAAACCCUUCUGUUUUCUUUGUUUCAAAGAACGUGAUGUGCCAUUUGUUAAUACAAAAGAGAAAUAUUGAAAAUAUAUUGAAAAGAGCAAUUUUAAAUUAUUUUUGGCUUAUGUUGCAAUAUUUAUUUUCUUGUAUUAGAAAUUCCUUUGUAGAGAAAAAAUGUAUUUUUCAUUAAUGCAAAAACCUAUUUCUCCUUUUUGUACAUUUUCCAUGUUAGUUAAUCCUUAAAGCAAUAUAAUGUUCUCAAACUCGUUCUGUGUGAGACUGUAUUAUGCAUGCUAUUUGUGUUGCCUUGGAAUAGCUCUGUCUGCCGUUAUUUUCAUCCUGUUUAGAUACAGUGUAUGCUUUAAUACACAUUGGGACCAUGGCCCAUUGCUUAUGAAAAAAUCCCUUUGCAUUCCUCAAUGUGUUGGCAAAUGCAGUCAAUAAAGCAGUGUUUUCUGUGUA
Messenger RNA from Melopsittacus undulatus (budgerigar), 6489 nucleotides. It is a transcript of the gene JADE2, whose product is annotated as jade family PHD finger 2. The record is from RefSeq and is a predicted model, not a curated record. Gene Ontology annotation, biological process: regulation of transcription by RNA polymerase II. Lineage: Eukaryota; Metazoa; Chordata; Aves; Psittaciformes; Psittaculidae. Gene Ontology annotation, cellular component: histone acetyltransferase complex.